GUUAAAAAGAAAACCUAGUUGCUUUCGAUAAAUUCCUUAAAGAAGACGCUCUCGCUUCUUAAGAGCAAACAUAAGUCCCUGGCUAGCUUCAACGCAUGGCAGCAACUUGCAAGAUGCAGGUCACAAUAUCAAUUUUGGUGCAAAAAUGAAGGCCAAAAGCCAUUAAGACGCGAAGCUGGGGUAUCCAGGGGUUGGUACGCCGCAGCUUGCAACAUGACAAGCCCCGCCACCUUCAGCGCGAUUUCGAACGUCAUUGGUGGCCCGGUACCUGAUGAAUCUAGGCAGGGUCGUCUCAGACAACGGUAUGAUGCAUCAGGAGCGCGGCUUGUGGCAGGUUGUAUCCCUGUCCGGUUUUCUGGGUGCGUACAAAGCUACCAGCACGUCCAGGUCUGUAUGGUCACCAGCACAAGCGGCAACGGCCUUGUCUUUCCCAAGGGUGGUUGGGAGGAUGAUGAGAGUGUGGAGUCCGCGGCCCAGCGCGAGACCGUGGAGGAAGCCGGAGUGCGCGGUGUGCUGGAGGACUCGCCGCUGGGUGUGUUCCUGUUCGCGAGCGGGAAGCACGUGGCGGGGUCGGCGGGCAGCGACGGCAGCGACGGCGCCCCGGGCGGCCGCUGCAAGGCCUACAUGUUCGUCAUGCAUGUGGCGGAGGAGCUGCCGAGCUGGCCGGAGAGCAGGGACCGACAGCGCAUCUGGUGCUCCAUAUCGGAGGCCUCGCGGCGGUGCAAACACCCCUGGAUGCGGGAGGCGCUGCAUGCAUGGGUGCGCCGCAACGGCUGGCAGGUGCUGCUGCUAGAGGCGGGGGCUACAGCGAAUGGCGGCGCCGCAGCGGCGGUUGGAGCAACGGCCAACGGACACGCAGCGGUUGCCGUACCUGUGGUGCCUGUGGCGGUGGAAGCUGGCGGGCAGGUGGUUUCGGAGCCGCUAGUUGGCGGUCUGGCGGCAGGGAGCGUUGUAGGACUACAGCAACAGCAGCAGCAGUUACAGGAGUGAGGGAGCGUUAUAGCCUUGUUCUUCUGGAUUGCGGCCCUUCAGUAGCAGGCGGGUGAGGGCUGGGGAGAAGCGCUCUGGGGAAGCGCAGGUGGCUUGUGUUGGUGAGGAAAGAGAGAGGGGUUCGUCAGUUGGUUUGGUCCGAGGUGAAUGGGCCAGGCGAUAGGAAUACACUGUGCAUAGGCGUGAUAUCGAUGUGACCAUCAUUGGAAGGCAGGGCUUUUCCUGCUUGUAUCAUAAUAAGUGGUUGCCGAGGAGAUGAGGAUGAAGGCGAUGUGGGUGAUAGAAGAGAGCGUGCCUUGAAACCUGGGGCCGAGAGAGAAGGGGCGUGAGACCAACC
Molecule: messenger RNA, 1327 nt
Organism: Astrephomene gubernaculifera
Lineage: Eukaryota; Viridiplantae; Chlorophyta; Chlorophyceae; Chlamydomonadales; Astrephomenaceae
Source: the annotation of a GenBank genome assembly